AUGGCCUUCAAGCCGCUAGCGGGUGGUGAAAGCAAGGGGGAGAAACCCCUCCAUGGCACUAACGUCUCCUUUUCUUCCACGGCCUCGGCGGAGGGGCGCGGUGGCGCGGCAGUGAGAACGCGAAGAAUAGCGAGGGCCUUUGUUUGCUCAUCGGUGGUGGCGACGGCAAUUUUCGCGGCAUCCAUGGUUCUUUUUCUGCUUGCGUCAGCAGAGAUGUUCAAAAAAAACCGCCCAAGACGCAUCUCAUUGGCGGCAGGAGACUAUUGGUUCGUCUACGAGAAGGUGCAGUUAAUUGGGGAAGGCGGAAGCAGGCGGAGCGAAAAAGAAGUUGCGUUGCCUUACAAUUUACACCGUGUCACGUGUGUGUGGGAAAUACAACCAACUGUUGCAGGUGCAGGAACAAGUGCAACAAAGUCGCAGAGGUCGCUUGUGUUUUUUGUACACGGAAAUGCGGGGUCAUACACGGAUCCCUCUCGACUGAGCUGUGCUAUGUCUCGAGAGGCCAACUUUAAAGGAGAGCUGUAUGCGUUUGAUUUUCUGCAUCAGGCGAACAUUCACCGUGGUAAGCUACUUCAGCAGCAGGCGGCAUUUGUCGCCGAGACGCUAGCGUCACUGCAAAGAAGGAGUGUACUGAAGCGUCUUACGGACAACACAGUUCUGCACGGGGCAGAGACGCUGAAAAGCAGAGCUACGCCUGAGAACCAAGACGGCGCAAUUUCUAUAUGGAUUGUCGGUCACUCUAUGGGUGGUGUGGUUGCACGUCUGGCGGUGGAGAUGCUGCGGAGUUCGGGAAGCUCUAUUUUUAUUGAAAGCAUCAUCACGCUCAACUCGCCGCAUCGAUUUCCUCCCAUUUUUUUAGAUAAUUCCAUGUUGAGCGUCUACAAGACCCUCUGGCAGCCGCCUUAUAAGAACUCAGCGCUAAACCUGUCGCGACGUCACUCACCGCGUUUCUACUCUGUCACCUCAGGCGCAUUGGACCUUCAGGUGGAGCCGUGGCUGACAAAUCUCAAUAGAACGGGGGAUGGGCCAUCAACAGACGUGAUGUUUCGCACCGAUGACCCAAAUGUUUGUGGAAGGGUCUUCUCGCACACAGAUGCUUUGCGCGACCACUGCGUGGUUGAAUUUCUCACUGGUGUCAUUGCAAAUAGAUCAGUUAGGGAGCAUGAUGUAAAAACUUCUGCUACCCCAGUGUAUCCCACAGUUCCCACUGGAGACUCAGUCUUAUUGUGGUGGGCAGAACUGAGUGUGAAGAGUCACACGCUUCCUGCGCUUUUAUUAUCAUUUUACACCGUACUGGUACUUUCCGCCAUUCACCCAACGGUGCUACGUCUACUGCUACAAUGUAGCAGUAAGUCGGCCUAUCGCGUCUUUGGUUUUCUUUGGUGGCAUCAACUGGUGAUGCUGCUGCGGAUAACCACGAUGGGGGGCGUGGUGCUUGCUGCUCUUCUCAUAGGUAUUGUUGGCCAGCUCCUCCUCGUGCAACUUCGCUGUUGUUUGCUUCCUUGGUCUGACAUGUGCAGCCUGCCCUGGGUCGCUGACGACCUUGUCUGCAGCGCUGAAACACGCUGGGGUCAUUUGCCAUUACUGUUUAUCGCCUGGCUUGGUCCAGCACUUCUAGGGUCAUGGGCGGGCGUGGUAGCUUAUUGUCUUCUUCGUGGCUGGUUACGGCUAAGCUUGCGUGUGUGGACGGUGUUGCGCUCAAUGUGCCUUUCCAGGUUUCAUAUUUUAUCUGAUUCUCGCUCAGCGGGUGUGUGGCGCCACUUGGUUCUGCUGCUGUACCCUAUCACCGUGAUUGUGUGUACCGCUUCGUUGGAGCUCUAUCAACGCAACUUUGUGUGGCUUGGCUUUAUAUUAUUCGUGAUGCCACUUUGUGUUGCGAUGGAGAAUGGUAGCGGUGCCAAUUCCUACCCUGUCAUGUGCAUAGACGCUUCCGUUCCCGUGGCUGUCUACGCCUGGUUAUGUACCCUCCAGCUUCAGUCUUUUCUUGCUUGGCGAAACAAAUGGGUAUCAGGCAUGACUGAAACCAAAAAUAUCGUGGAUGAGGGAAGUCAUAUCCCUGAGAUAUUACUUCAUCUUAUUGUGUGUACGUACUUAGUAUGGCCUAUUCGGCACUUGUUUGAUCUUCGAAAGAGUGGGGAUUCUUUGCGUUUUCAAUUCCCUCCCGUUAUUGGAUCAAUUUUUUGCGUGGUUGUGCUAAGCGCCUUCGUCGUUAUCUACAUGUCGCUUCUUGCCAUGAACAGAGUCUCCGUAGAGGCGUUCCGUGUUGUGUGGGUGCUUCUGUGGGGGUUUCCCGCCUUUCUCUUUGCAAGCACGCUGGGCUCCGACGAUGCGGUCGCUGUGUCGGCUGCCCCUCCAUCCGUCGCGACUAGCUGA
Messenger RNA from Trypanosoma conorhini, 2373 nucleotides. RefSeq names its product GPI inositol deacylase 2. NCBI's taxonomy places the organism in Eukaryota, Euglenozoa, Kinetoplastea, Trypanosomatida, Trypanosomatidae. Bases 1 to 2373 code for a protein of 790 amino acids. The transcript has a single exon. Gene Ontology annotation, biological process: endoplasmic reticulum to Golgi vesicle-mediated transport; GPI anchor metabolic process. Gene Ontology annotation, cellular component: endoplasmic reticulum. The record is from RefSeq and is a predicted model, not a curated record. Gene Ontology annotation, molecular function: phosphatidylinositol deacylase activity.